GACGGGCGGGUGAUGGCGGCGGGCGGAGCGCGGCCGCGCUGACGGCGCCAAGAUGGCGGCGCUGGGGGACGGGGACUUCGCGGCGCUGCAGAUCCUGCUGAAGGCGCCGUCGAAGGACGCCGUGCGGCAGCUGUGCCAGGAGUGCUUCUCCAGCCCGCCCGCCGCGCUCGGCUCGCUGGCGCAGCGCGCCGGCCCCGGGCUCGCCGUCAGCGCCGAGGAAGCGGAGCAGCUGGUGUCUGCUUUGCGCAACCUCACCAGGCACGUGGUGUACCGCGGCUUGACCAGGGCAGAAGACAUCCUCUGUCUCUUCCCAGAAAACUUCCACCAAAACCUGAAAAAUCUCUUGACUAAGAUUAUCUUGGAGAAUAUCUCUGCUUGGAAGAAUGAAGCACAAGCCAGUCAGAUCUCCCUGCCUCGGCUGGUGGACAUGGACUGGAGGGUGGACAUCAAGACAUCUUCAGACAGCAUCGUAAGAAUGGCAGUCCCUACCUGCCUGCUGCAGUUAAAGAUUCAGGAAGAUGCUGCCUUAUGUGGAAAUAAUCCUGUUGUUUCUGCACUGACUGUGGAACUGAGCAAAGAAACCCUGGACACUAUGUUAGAAGGUCUGGGAAGGAUUCGGGACCAACUUUCUGCUGUUGCAAACAAAUGAGUGCUCAAGGGCAUGGAUUCCAGCAGCAAGGAAGGGAAGUAUUCUCUACCUACAGCUGUCAGAAGUUGCAGCCUAGUGUAACACGUUGUCUAUUUCAGCAAAACAAAACUAAAGAGAUUUCUUUCUUGAAUUAAUGAGAUAGCUUUUGAAAGGCUAACACUCAAAUACUCAUUUGGAUGGAGGCCAAAAAAUGGUUUUCUAUUAUGUUGUUGAACAAAAGCUGUUCACCGUUUCAGAAGAGGAUUUGAGGGCUCAGAGCCUGGCUUAAUCACAAGGGUCAUAACUGGAAACAGCAAAUAGCUGCAGCCAAUGAAGCAAGUUCUAUCUCUGUCCUGAAAUGAGAAUCUGAAAGGCUCAAGCUGGGUAAUGGGCUGCCUUCCAACAAAGGGAGGGUGCUUCUCUCUGGGAUGUGCAUGUACUGAGGUGCCUGCUGGAUGUAGCACUCUCUCCCUCUCAGUGAAGCACAGCCGUGCUGCAGAUUGUUAUUACAGGAUGAUGCACUGAAAUAGGGCAGUUAUGUUACAACACAUUCCAUUCUGAUCAGCUUCACAGCACCAUUUGCAAAGUGACUGUUCUGAACAUCUUUAGCAGGAACUAAUUUCCUCCUUCUGUUUGUAAAGAAAAAAAGGAGAUCAGGUAAUUCAUGUUUGGGGCUUAUUGGACUCUGGGUUUCGUCUUUGCUGCACAAAAACCAAACUGGGAGAAUAAAGAAUUGAAGACUGUUUGCUGUAGGAAACCCCUCUGUGGCAAUAUGUGCCUAUACUUCUUGAAAGUGUUCUGUUCUUUGUGUAAAUUUUCAUUUAAUUAAAGAAUGAACUGCUAAUUGAUUUUGUGAAUCCUUUUUCAGUCUGGAAGAGAUGUCCUGGGUUACCUCAGCCUCUUUGUGAUGGUGCAGAGUUUCUAGGCUGAUUUAAUGGAUGUUUGUGUUUGUUGCUGAAGAAGGAGCUUUUGUUUCCUAUUUAAAUUGAUUCAUGUUUGAAACUUCCUUCUCUUCAUUGUAAUAAAGUUUCAGGGCACCUCUUUCCGUGGGCAUCACCUCUGUACAAUAUUACAGGUUUACCCUGACCUAGAAGUUUAUAAAUAUGUGUGCAUUGUGAGUGUGGAGGAGUUAAAUGCAGAAAAUCAACAAAAUUCAAUUUCUUCUUUCCAAUGAGCUUCUAUGGAAGUCUGUAUCCAGAUGUGUUUAUGACAAAAUCCAGUCUUUCCUGCAACACUGGGCUCUCCUUCAAGACACAAAACAUUGUUUGUUGUGUUUGGAAACACAAAGUCAUUCAAGUGUGCAUAAACUACAAGAAUUUUGUUAGUUAAUUCUGCACAUCCCCCCAAAGCGCGGGCUAGAGUGAAAGUGUAAGUGAAGGCUGUGCCUUUAGAAUAUAAUGGUGAAAUGCAGCUCAUGCAUCAAGAUGAACUGUGUGGCAAGUCCCUGGUUAAUGUUAUAAUGCUUAGUAUGGUAUCAAGGCAAACUGGUACAUUUCAUGUAUAAUAGGGACACCUCAAUGGAGGAGAUGGAUAUUUAAGAGUAUGUUCUGUAAGAGUCAAGCUGUGAAAAACAUCUCUGACAGUACUUCAGUUUGAGGAAAUUUUGUUGCCUUUGCAGCCUAGCCUUAAAAAACAUAAAUAUGUUUUAUAUGCUAAGAAUCACUGAAGAGGUAAACAAUUCAGGAUGAAGUACUGUAGUGAUAGGGGAGCUGAGGAAGUCAAAACACAGAGGAAAACCUUGAGGUAAAUACUGAAGUUAUAGUCAAAACGUAGGGUCCAAUGCAAUGAAGAACUGAUGGUUGUUCUCACGUAAAACAAUUAUACAACUAUAGAAUAGUUGUAAAGAAAAGGAAGAUUUAAAACUGAAAAGGUUUUCUGGUGGCGGAGUGGAGCUUUCUGCAGGUAGCUAAAAGUUGCUUGGGGAGUCUUAACAAAAACGAGUGUGCCCACUGGACCAGAGACAUACCAAACAUCUGGUGCAAGAAAAUACUGGUAUUUUCUAGACCAGUAUUUAGGAUGCUGUGAGAGCUUGCCUUCAAAUCUUUGCCUAAAUUGUUAGGUAUUUUAUUGUGGACUCUUAUCUCCUUAGCCAGAAGAGCUGAGACUGCUCAGAAAAAGGUACAUAAAACAAAGGAGGCUGAGUAGGACUGUCAUUACCCAGACAGCAGGAGAACUUCACAUUAAAGUCCUUUUUAUGGAGACUGCUACACAGAAAAAAUAAAUUGCUUGCUACUGCAGGCAACCAUAUGUGAUCUUUUUCAUAAAAUUAUUGCUCUCUUAAAAUGAGUUAGAUUUUCAUCCUCCCUCCACAUAUUGCUGCUAUUUGGUAGAGCUAGCCUAAGAGAUGAUGAAUUCAUCUCUUCUCCGUUACCAGAUUGUUACUGUGCCAACACUGUCCUCUUUUGCUUACUUCUUUCUUGUCUUUCCAUUUUUCUGUCCUACUUAAGCAGUAAAAUCCCUCCACUUCUGAUGACUAAGCCUUGUAAGCUCUAUAUUCUGUGCCUUUCAGAAUUGCAGUGGUCAUUCUUCACUUAACAGUUUGCAUCUCCCUUGAAUGGGGUCAUCACCACAAGUGUUUCUGGAGGAUUGUCCAAGGACAUUACUAAAGAAUAAACUGUCAAAGUAUGUGAAUCACCUGAAUGAACUCCUGCCAGGAAACCAUAAACCUUCAUUGUGAAGUGGAGCUUAAAAGCGCCAUCCUCAAACACAUUCUAGUGUUUGAGAAACAGAAAAUUCGUUUUCUACAUGUACACUUGGUAAUGGUGCUAAUUCAGUUACAGUAACCAAAACAGUGAUAAAUUUAUUUGUAAAACACAGUAUGCAAGUGAAAUUCAAAUUGUAAUUUCACAAUCAGACAUUGUGUUGAAUCUGACUGUGUCAAAGUGUUGCAAAAAGCAUUACAAAC
Messenger RNA from Passer montanus (Eurasian tree sparrow), 3533 nucleotides. RefSeq names its product COMM domain containing 9 (gene COMMD9). The record is from RefSeq and is a predicted model, not a curated record. Bases 53 to 649 code for a protein of 198 amino acids. Lineage: Eukaryota; Metazoa; Chordata; Aves; Passeriformes; Passeridae. The transcript is spliced from 6 exons.